This is a messenger RNA of Tetrapisispora phaffii CBS 4417, 951 nucleotides long. It is a transcript of the gene GCN3, whose product is annotated as translation initiation factor eIF2B subunit alpha. Gene Ontology annotation, cellular component: eukaryotic translation initiation factor 2B complex. Gene Ontology annotation, molecular function: translation initiation factor activity; guanyl-nucleotide exchange factor activity. The record is from RefSeq and is a predicted model, not a curated record. Lineage: Eukaryota; Fungi; Ascomycota; Saccharomycetes; Saccharomycetales; Saccharomycetaceae. Gene Ontology annotation, biological process: translational initiation. The transcript has a single exon. The coding region runs from base 1 to 951 and encodes 316 amino acids.
AUGAGUGAGUUUAAUAUCACAGAGACGUAUCUAGGGUUUUUAGAGGAAGAUACCGAGGUUACCAUGCCUAUUGCUGCUAUUGAAGCUUUGGUUACUUUAUUGACAGUGAAGAACCCCGAGACAGCAGCAGAGAUGAUCAAUUCUAUCAAAUCUGCCACUGAAGAAUUGAUUAAUUCCAUCCCUAACUCUAUGUCAUUAAGAGCUGGUUGUGAUGUUUUCAUGCGUUUUGUUUUGAAAAAUACUCAACUUUACGGUGAUUGGGAAAGUUGUAAAAGACAUUUAAUUGAAAAUGGUCAGUUAUUCGUUUCGAGAUCAAAACAAUCUCGUGACAAGAUAGCUAAGAUUGGUAAAGAUUUUAUCACUGACGAUGAUACCAUCUUAUUACACGGUCAUUCAAGAGCUGUCUUCUCGUUAUUAUCCCAUGCUGCAGAGAAUUUCAUUAGAUUUAGAUGUGUGAUCACUGAAUCAAGGCCUUCUGACCAAGGGAUAAGAUGUUACAAUGCUUUGAAAGCAAAAGGGAUACCUGUUACAAUGAUUGUGGAUAGUGCAGUCGGCAGCAUCAUCCACAGAAUUGAUAAAGUGUUUGUGGGUGCUGAAGGUGUCACUGAGUCAGGUGGUAUUGUCAAUAUUAUCGGCACAUAUUCUAUCGGUGUUUUAGCAAAAAUAGCAAGAAAGCCAUUCUUUGUAGUCAGUGAAAGUCAUAAGUUCGUCAGAAUGUUUCCUUUGUCGCCUGAUGACUUACCUUUAGUCGGUGACUCUUUAAAUUUUAACCGUAGCGACAAUGCUAUUGCAGCCAAUACCGAUAAACUGGAAGAUAAUGACUUCGAUAUAACUCAAGGUCGUAAAACAGACUAUACCUCCCAAGAUUAUAUAACAGCUCUGAUCACAGAUUUAGGUGUAUUGACUCCAAGUGCUGUCUCGGAGGAAUUGAUUAAGAUGUGGUACGAUUAG